AUGCAAGGCUCAAUCAAAUUAACUAAAAAUACCGAGCUUGCCUUCAACAUCGAGGCUAGAUCCAGAAAUGCCAGCGGCAAAGCAUCAGAGACAGAUACAAUAGAAGGCAUUGAUAUCUUCUCUUUGCUAUCAAGGAGAUGCGAUCAGUACAUUGAGAGCUUCGACAGGGCAACCGAGGCCGAACAAGCCAGAAACAUGGCGUCUCUAAAGCAGGCCAAGGAUGAGCUUGUGCGCACUCUUGAGAUCUUAGAGCAAAAACUACAGCUUUCAAAGGUCUCAAAGAAGCAGGAAGCUCCGAAUGAGAAGAUAGUAGGUAUCAUCAAGGGCGGAAUAUCCUGGCAGCAAGAUAAUUUGCACAAAGAGAACAAUGACCGCUGCAAGAAGAAUUCAAAUCUGCCAUCCAACUUUUAUCAGAGUUCGGGAGACUCCGGCCUGGAUCGCAUUGAAGAAUCAACAAAAGUUGGACCCAAAGAGCCAAAAUACACACCAGAAAAAAUUGCAGAAUUUGCAAAAUUGGGUCUGCAUCUAGGGCACUAUAGGCUGGGGCGAGAUUAG
Botrytis sinoallii is the source of this 555-nucleotide messenger RNA. RefSeq lists its product as uncharacterized. Bases 1 to 555 code for a protein of 184 amino acids. The record is from RefSeq and is a predicted model, not a curated record. The transcript has 2 exons. NCBI's taxonomy places the organism in Eukaryota, Fungi, Ascomycota, Leotiomycetes, Helotiales, Sclerotiniaceae.